Molecule: messenger RNA, 1183 nt
Organism: Lagenorhynchus albirostris (white-beaked dolphin)
Lineage: Eukaryota; Metazoa; Chordata; Mammalia; Artiodactyla; Delphinidae
Gene: ELAVL3
Product: ELAV like RNA binding protein 3
Exons: 6
Coding region: 10-1089 (359 amino acids)
Cellular component (GO): ribonucleoprotein complex
Molecular function (GO): RNA binding
Source: RefSeq, a predicted model, not a curated record
CUCGGGGCCAUGGAGUCUCAGGUGGCGGGGGGCCCGGCUGGCCCGGCCCUGCCCAACGGGCCACUCCUUGGUACAAACGGAGCCAGUGAUGACAGCAAGACCAACCUCAUCGUCAACUACCUGCCCCAGAACAUGACCCAGGAUGAGUUCAAGAGUCUCUUCGGCAGCAUUGGUGACAUUGAGUCCUGCAAGUUGGUUCGGGACAAGAUCACAGGGCAGAGCCUCGGCUACGGGUUUGUGAACUACUCUGACCCCAACGAUGCAGACAAAGCCAUCAACACCCUCAACGGCCUCAAACUGCAGACGAAGACCAUCAAGGUGUCCUAUGCCAGACCCAGCUCCGCCUCCAUCCGGGAUGCGAACCUGUACGUCAGCGGGCUCCCUAAGACCAUGAGCCAGAAAGAGAUGGAGCAGCUCUUCUCCCAGUACGGCCGCAUCAUCACUUCUCGCAUCCUGGUGGACCAGGUCACAGGUGUCUCUCGGGGUGUGGGAUUCAUCCGCUUUGACAAGAGGAUUGAGGCCGAGGAGGCUAUCAAAGGACUGAACGGGCAGAAGCCGCUAGGUGCGGCCGAGCCCAUCACGGUCAAGUUUGCCAACAACCCGAGUCAGAAGACCGGGCAGGCCCUGCUCACUCACCUCUACCAGUCCUCCGCCAGGCGCUACGCAGGCCCCCUGCACCAUCAGACACAGCGCUUCCGGCUGGACAAUUUGCUCAACAUGGCCUACGGAGUCAAGAGUCCCCUGUCGCUCAUCGCCAGGUUCUCACCCAUCGCCAUCGACGGCAUGAGCGGCCUCGCGGGCGUGGGCCUGUCGGGGGGCGCGGCGGGCGCUGGCUGGUGCAUCUUCGUGUACAACCUGUCUCCGGAGGCGGAUGAGAGUGUGCUGUGGCAGCUGUUCGGGCCCUUCGGGGCAGUCACCAAUGUCAAGGUCAUCCGCGACUUUACCACCAACAAGUGCAAGGGCUUCGGCUUCGUCACCAUGACCAACUAUGACGAGGCGGCCAUGGCCAUCGCCAGCCUCAACGGCUACCGCCUGGGCGAGCGCGUGCUGCAGGUGUCCUUCAAGACCAGCAAACAGCACAAGGCCUGAGCCACCGCCGCCCUCCCCACCCUUCCCGGGCAGCAGAGACAGAGAGAGAGAGAGAGAAAGAGAGAGAGAUUGAGAGAGAGAGAGAGACAGGGGC